AGGGGAGUUUUGUUGGAAGUUGCAAAGUCCUGGAGCCUCCAGAGGGCUGUCGGCGCAGUAGCAGCGAGCAGCAGCGUCCGCGCGCUCCGGCGAGGGGCAGACGAGCUCGAGGGAGCGCGGGGCAGCUGGAGCCAGAGCCGAGCGCGGAGCGACCCGGGACCCACCGCCGUCCCCAGGCCCCCCAGUAGAGCCCCAGCCAUGGCACACCAACUCUUAUGCUGCGAGGUGGAGACCAUCCGCCGGGCGUACCCCGAUGCCAACCUCCUCAACGACCGGGUGCUGCGGGCCAUGCUCAAGGCGGAGGAGACCUGCGCACCCUCCGUAUCCUACUUCAAAUGUGUGCAGAAGGAGAUCCUGCCGUCCAUGCGGAAGAUCGUGGCCACCUGGAUGCUGGAGGUCUGCGAGGAGCAGAAGUGCGAGGAGGAGGUCUUCCCGCUGGCCAUGAACUACCUGGACCGCUUCCUGUCGCUGGAGCCCGUGAAAAAGAGCCGCCUGCAGCUGCUGGGGGCCACCUGCAUGUUCGUGGCCUCGAAGAUGAAGGAGACCAUCCCCCUGACGGCCGAGAAGCUGUGCAUCUACACUGACAACUCCAUCCGGCCUGACGAGCUGCUGCAAAUGGAGCUGCUCCUGGUGAACAAGCUCAAGUGGAACCUGGCCGCGGUGACCCCGCACGACUUCAUCGAACACUUCCUGUCCAAGAUGCCCGCGGCCGAGGAGAACAGACAGAUCAUUCGCAAGCACGCGCAGACCUUCGUCGCCCUCUGUGCCACAGACGUGAAGUUCAUUUCCAACCCACCGUCCAUGGUGGCAGCCGGGAGCGUGGUGGCCGCCGUGCAAGGCCUGCACCUGGGAGGUUCCAACAGCUUCCUGUCCUGCCAUCGCCUCACUCGGUUCCUCUCCAAAGUGAUCAAGUGUGACGCGGACUGUCUCCGCGCGUGCCAGGAGCAGAUCGAAGCUCUGUUGGAGUCCAGCCUGCGCCAGGCCCAGCAGCAGAGCCUGGACCCCAAGGCGGCGGAGGAAGAGGAGGAGGAGGAGGAGGCCGACCUGGCCUGCACGCCCACCGACGUGCGAGAUGUGAACAUUUGAGGGGGCGCGCGGCGCGGGAGGGGCCGGCCCCUGGUGCUGCCCUCACAGGACCGGGCUCCUCGGCAGGACCGGUCACCGCCAGAAGGGAAAGAGCUUCCUUCUCCUUUCCUGUCGUGUUUUUCCCCCUUUGCUCUUUUUCUCUUCCAUCUCUGACUUAAACAAAAGAAAAAAAAGGACCCAAAAAAUACUGUCUUUAAAAAAAAAAAAGAAAAAGGAAAAAAAAGAGAGGCAAAAAAAAAAAAAAUAGUAUUUGCAUAACCCUGAGCUGGGGGGUGGGGGGAGGUUUGCUACAGAAUAGAGGCUCUUCCACCCCUAACGGACUAGAUUUUGUGCGGAUGUGUUCGCGUCUCUGUCGUAAGCAUAGGCAUUAACACGAGGAACGAGUCUGCAGGGGGGGGGGGGACUAGAUGUGAGUCUGUGUUUAAAACAAAACAAAACAAAAAAAGCAUAAAAACAUGUUUAAAAAACUAGAAAAAAGCCAACCAGCCAUUUUGGAGUAGAAGAGGAUUUUAGGUAGCAACCGUGUUCCCGUGCUGUCCCUUAGCGUGGCUUCGUGGUAGCAACCGUGUUCCCGUGCUGUCCCUUAGCGUGGCUUUGUGGUGGUCCUAGGUCCCCCGCCCCUUGCGCUCUCGUGCAUGUAGUCACUUUAUAAGCCCUUUGCGUGUGUUUUAUUUUAUUCCGUAGGUAGGUGUGUAAACUCUUCACCUGUCCGUGGCUGAUGGAACCUCAGUUAGCAUAGCGUAGAGCUCGGCAAGGUCACGUGCUGGCCUGAGCAGGAGCCGGUGGCUGGGCCCGGGGCCAGCGGCGCAGCGGUCCAGCGCUGCUGAGAAGAGAUCCUGCCCUAGCGACUUAAUAUAUUCUAUUUUUAUAAUCGUCCUAUUUUUGUAGUUGCCUGUUGAUGAGAUGCUGGUUUUUCACCCCCACAGACCCACAAGCCUGCUCACAUCCAGGUGAAACCCACAGCUCUUUUUUUUUUUUCCUUUUCUUUCCUUCUCAAUAUUCUAGAACCAUUCCAUUUCAAAGCACUUUCGAUCCAGUGGUUAUAGGGAAUCUCUCGUGUCUGUUGUGUGUGGAGGGGGGGGCGCGGUUUCUUCACGGAAUGGUUUGGGAAUAUUCGCGUCCUUGUGUGCAGACGGGGUGGUGGCGAGGAGUUAGCGGGAGAGGACGUUCUUGAAGGCGAGCUUCCGGUCAAGAAGUACAUUCUUACGUUGCCAGGGUGAUGUGUUCCUUUCUCUGUAGAGCAGUGGAAGUUCGGGAGUCCUUGGUGCCAACUGGUGUUUGAAGCGUAGGGGGCCUUUCAAGGUUGACCUAGAGAAUGCGUAGUUUAAGGCUUAGGAAGGUUUUUAAACACUAAAAUAUAUAAUUUAUAGUUAAGGCUAAAAAGAAUAUUUAUUGCAGAGGAUGUUCGUAAGGCCAGUAUGAUUUAUAAAGUAAUGCAAUCUCCCUUUGAUUCACACACACGCACACGCACGCAUGCGUGCGCGCGUCUUUGAUGUUGUAGGUUUCGUACAGUUUGUCCAAGUUAGGUCCUUUCUCAUAGGAGAGAGAAAAAGAUCCUGAGGAAUAACCCAGAGAAGCAUGGAUUUGGCUAAUUGGGCCUACCCUGGCGGUUCCCCAGAUGGGGACUCCACUGGAGAGGCCUCGGAGUUCCACAGAAAGUGAGGGUACUUGAAAACGCGUUCAGCCCCAACAUAUUCUUGUCCCCUGUCCCCCUCCUUUUGAAAAAAAGUUUAGCAAUCAACAGACAAUUUGCACAUCCUGACUACGUAGGGAGAGUCGAAGGCGGCAAGGGCACAGGGCUGGUGCUUGGCGAGGGCGCAGGCGGCACGGGUGGGGGCGAGCAGAGGACCGACGGCGAAACCGCGCGGUGGCCAGGCAGCGGCUCGGUCUCCCGCUUCGAUUCGCUGCUACCGAUGACUUCCCAGCACAGUUUGGAAACCCAUCCACAUCGCUUCUCUGUAUCUCUUUCACAUUGUUUUGCUGCUAUUGGAAGAUCAGUUUUUGUUUCUGUUUUACAAUGUCAUAUACUGCCAUUUUCUAGUUUUAAUUUUCUCAUAGAAAAAUGUAUUAAGGAUGCUUUUUUUUUGUAGAUUUUUUUUUUUAUGUGAUCAAUUUUGACUUAAUGUGAUUACUGCUCUAUUCCAAAAAGGUUCCUGUUUCACGAUACCUCAUGCUUCUCUUAGCCAUGUGUAGACCCGGCGGUCCGGCUCCGGCAGGCAGACACGGACCGGGAUCCCGAAAUGGGCCUGGCAGGGGUGGGCUCCUGGCAGGGGUGGGCUCGGGGCCGCGACUGCCUCCUCCCUGUGCCUGUAAUGCUGGGCUGUCCCCCACCCCCAGCCUUGGACGGGCCACCUCCCGAGUCUCUACAGCCGUAUUGUUCUCCCCGUGAAGCUAUGGAAGUCGCACUAUUAUAUUAUUAUGGUAACAGGUGCCGUCAUGUGCCACCGCGGGGUUGUGCGGCGCGACUCGGUCACUCGGGACGAGCGGACUCGCUUCUGGACUUGGUGAACGUUCCGGGUGUCGCGUCUGUUAAGUACCAGUGUUCUGUGUGUUCUCUGCAUUACGGCAAGAUGCUGAUUUAAAAACUUAAAAGACUCCAGAUCUCAGUGAAGCCGGCUGACCGUGCUGCGUGCCGAGUCGCCUAGCACGCUGCCGAACCAAAAGGAUUUGCACCCCGGGGUGGCCCCUGUCCCCGCUGGGUCAGCCUUGGGUGCUCCCUGGCCAUUGGCAGGCCCCAGCCCCGCCCCACCCCGCCCCUGCAGGAACACUGCCUCUGCUUACCUCAACCAUUCUGGUGCGGCAUCUCUGUGUCUGAACCAAACGGGGUCCUUGAGGGACGGUCUGUCCUCGUGGUGGGGGGGAGGGGUUGAACGUUAUGUGCGCUCAAAGGCCAAAGGCCGGGGGCAGGUCUGGGGAGCACAGCGGAGUCUGUCCUGUGACCAGCUAGUCUGUGAGGGUCUCUGGUGGGCGGGCACUUUUGGUCUGGGGGGUGCUCGGCUUGCACACUGUGGCACAGACAUGUAACCGGCACGUUUCCAGCAGAAAACAAAAGACAAACGUGAAAAGUCUAGAAAUAAAAUUGGUUAAAACCCCA
Mustela lutreola (European mink) is the source of this 4180-nucleotide messenger RNA. It is a transcript of the gene CCND1, whose product is annotated as cyclin D1. Bases 199 to 1086 code for a protein of 295 amino acids. Gene Ontology annotation, cellular component: nucleus; cyclin-dependent protein kinase holoenzyme complex; cytoplasm. NCBI's taxonomy places the organism in Eukaryota, Metazoa, Chordata, Mammalia, Carnivora, Mustelidae. Gene Ontology annotation, molecular function: cyclin-dependent protein serine/threonine kinase regulator activity. The transcript is spliced from 5 exons. The record is from RefSeq and is a predicted model, not a curated record. Gene Ontology annotation, biological process: mitotic cell cycle phase transition; regulation of cyclin-dependent protein serine/threonine kinase activity; positive regulation of G1/S transition of mitotic cell cycle.